Molecule: messenger RNA, 1385 nt
Organism: Trifolium pratense (red clover)
Lineage: Eukaryota; Viridiplantae; Streptophyta; Magnoliopsida; Fabales; Fabaceae
Product: splicing factor U2af small subunit B-like
Exons: 2
Coding region: 152-1012 (286 amino acids)
Biological process (GO): mRNA splicing, via spliceosome
Cellular component (GO): U2AF complex; spliceosomal complex
Molecular function (GO): metal ion binding; pre-mRNA 3'-splice site binding
Source: RefSeq, a predicted model, not a curated record
AAGUUCAACAUUCAUCCAAUCCAAAAGCAGGUCUAUUACAAAAAAACGCUUACGACUCACCGCAGUUAAGUCCUUUUUUUCAUUCCAACAAAAUUCACCAUAAAUAAACCUCCAUUCAUCUCAGAUCCAAAUCCUCCAAUCCACAACAACCAUGGCGGAACACUUAGCAUCAAUCUUCGGCACAGAAAAAGACAGAGUUAACUGUCCAUUCUACUUCAAGAUCGGCGCCUGCCGUCACGGCGACCGUUGUUCCCGUCUCCAUAACCGUCCAACAAUUUCCCCAACUCUCCUUCUCUCCAAUAUGUAUCAACGUCCUGAUAUCAUCACUCCCGGCGUCGAUCCCAACGGUCAACCUAUCGAUCCGCGUCAGAUCCAACAACACUUUGAAGAUUUCUACGAAGAUAUUUUUCUAGAACUUUCGAAAUUCGGUUACAUCGAAACCCUAAACGUUUGUGAUAAUCUCGCUGAUCAUAUGAUCGGUAAUGUUUACGUUCUGUUUCGUGAGGAAGAUCAUGCUGCUGCUGCUCUUGCUUCUCUUCAUGGAAGAUUUUACUCUGGGAGACCGAUUUUGGCUGAUUUUUCUCCGGUGACGGAUUUUCGUGAGGCGACUUGUCGGCAGUAUGAGGAGAAUAGUUGUAAUCGUGGUGGUUAUUGUAAUUUUAUGCAUGUGAAGAAGAUUGGAAGGGAAUUGAGGAGGAAAUUGUUUUCUUCGCAAAGGAGCAGGAGCCGAAGCAGGAGUCGGAGUAAUAGUCCUCGUCGGAGAAGGAGAAGCCGGAGCCGUGAUCGUGAGAGGCGUGAUAGGGAUUACGAAUCUCGUGGAAGAAGAAGUAGUGAUAGGGAUAGGGAUAGGGAUAGGAAUAGGGAUGGAGAUAGAGAGAGGAAAAGAGAUAGUAGGGAUAGGGAAAGGGAUGGAGGGGGAGGACGGAGAAAUGGGAGUUCGGCGAGGGAAGGUAGCGAGGAAAGGCGAGCGAGGAUCGAGCAAUGGAAUAGGGAAAAAGAGGAGAAGCAGUGAUGUUUUUGUUGAUCUUUUAUAUUUUAAAUGUUUCUUUGAUAUUUUGACUUAGGUUAAGGGUUUGUUUUAUGCUUUAUUGUGAAAUUUAACUGGAGGUGAAUAUAUGAUGGUGAGGUUUAUGGAGGCAUUGGAGAAGAGAAGGGAAUGGCUAGGUGCUAGGGGAUUGAUUGUGCAGCUGAUGUUCUUCGGAUGUAGAAAUUGCAAUUCAAAUUUUAAAGAUUAAUGAGGUUGGGGUUUCAAUUGUUUCCUGUAAAACUGCAUGUCUCUAUUGCAGGUUAUUAUUAUCGAACUUUACAAUUGUGGCUGCAUUGUGAUUCUUUAUUGCUGAGAAUCACUGUCUAAUAGAGCUGACGUGGUCUCAUUCGCAGUUGCA